GUAUAAAGAACAUGGUUUAUCCUUCAUUUUGUAAAAAAAAAAUGAUUUGCCCUUCAUACACAACAAUACAAUUAUCUAAAGCUAUAUAUAAGUGAUCAUAGACAGACACAUGUUCAAUCUCCAAGUAGUACAUAAUUUAGUCUCUAAUUUCUAAAACUCGUCAGUGCAAUAGUAUAAUGGACAACUUCGAAGAUGCUACAGAGCCAGUGAGUCCUAGUGGACGAUUCUUCAACACCACGGUGCUAUGUGCGUAUGUUUUUGGCUUCUUAGAAUCAGAAGUUCCAAUUGAAUUCUCUCAAGCCAAGUAUUUGUUCGAAGAUGUCUUUCUACCCGUCAAUCCACACUUUUCUUCCAUAAUGGUGAGAGAUGAAGAAGGAGAAAUGAAAUGGAAAAGGGUAGAGGUGAAGUUCGAAGAUCACGUAAAGAUUCCAACGUUCCCCGAAAACGAGUCACUAGAAUUGUAUGACCAAUAUUUUGAUGACUAUGUGACAAAGAUAUUAAUGGAAAGGACACCACAAGAUAAACCACUUUGGGAAAUUCAUGUGAUCAAAUACCCUACAAGCAAUGCUGCUGGCACCUUAAUAUUCAAACUUCACCAUGCACUUGGAGAUGGUUACUCCCUAGUGGGUGCUCUUCUCUCUUGUCUUCAGAGAGCUGAUGACCCUUCUCUUCCUCUUUCGUUUCCCUCCCGAAAAUCCUCGGCAUCUUCAUCUCCUUCCAAGAAGGGCUUCUUCAGGUUGUUCUCUUCAACUUUGUUCUCCUUUUUUAACUCUAUUUCGGAUUUUGGAUGGAGCAUAGUGAAAAGCUCAAUUGUUGAAGAUGAUGAGACACCCAUAAGGAGUGGUGAGGAAGGUGUUGAGUCUCUGCCUUGUGUGAUAUCAAACAUAUCCUUUGAUCUUGAUCAAGUGAAGAAAAUCAAGUCCAAGCUUGGAGUGACAGUAAACGAUGUAAUUACUGGGGCAAUUUUCUAUGGGAUUAGGCUGUACAUGCAAGAGAUUGACAAUAAGGCAGGCAAAGCAAAUUCCACAGGAUUGGUGAUGCUUAGUACUAGAAACAUUGGAAGUUACCAAUCAAUCCAAGAAAUGAUGAAGGCUGAUUCCAAAUCUCCUUGGGGGAAUCAUAUUUCUUUCUUGCACGUACCCAUACCUAAGCUAAGCCAAGCCAGCCUAUCCAACCCCCUUGAAUUUGUUUGGAAAGCCCAAAAAAUAAUCAAGAGGAAGAGAAAGUCUUUCACUGUUUUUCUCAUUGAAUGGCUUUUAGAUAUGGAGCUGAAAUUAAGAGGACACGAGGCCGUGGCUAAACAUAUCUAUGGGACACUAAGAAACUCAAGUGUUGUCGUAUCCAACUUGAUUGGACCAAUAGAACCUAUGGCUUUGGCAAAUCAUCCUGUGAAAGGCUUGUAUUUCACAAUGACUGGUGGACCCGAGAGUAUAAAUAUUGCAGUUAUAAGCUACACAAAAACGUUAAGAAUUACCUUAAAAACACAGAAAGGGUUUAUUGAUGAGAAGAAGUUCAAAUUCUGCGUGGUGAAAGCCUUUGAGGUCAUAUCCAAAGCAGCAAUGGAGAUACCCAACAAAAUCAGAGGUUAAAUGAUCUAAGAAUAAUUAAAGAGAUAGGGGUCGUCUAAGGGAGACUAUAUAUGCUUGGGAGUAUGUCCAAGUCAGUUUAAUUUCAUCAAUAAGUAGAGAUGGUGGAUUCUAAUUUUGUCAAGUGUUAGAAUGAAAUUUAAAAAAUCGGCCACUCAAGGCAAUAAUAAUAGCAUACAUAUCGUAUGUCCAUGUAAUUUCUUAGAACAGUGAUAUCUCCUCCCCGCAAAAGAAAUGAAGGAUCAAUGUUUUCCUUCUUUAGCUUUAUUUGAUAUAUACUAAGUCUAGUUGAAUUAUGGAUUUAAUAUCGCUUUUGGUAUAUUAGAUUUUAUAAUUGUUUCAA
Messenger RNA from Glycine soja, 1929 nucleotides. RefSeq names its product O-acyltransferase WSD1-like. Gene Ontology annotation, cellular component: plasma membrane. Gene Ontology annotation, biological process: triglyceride biosynthetic process. The record is from RefSeq and is a predicted model, not a curated record. Gene Ontology annotation, molecular function: long-chain-alcohol O-fatty-acyltransferase activity; diacylglycerol O-acyltransferase activity. NCBI's taxonomy places the organism in Eukaryota, Viridiplantae, Streptophyta, Magnoliopsida, Fabales, Fabaceae. The coding region runs from base 177 to 1589 and encodes 470 amino acids. The transcript has 5 exons.